CCAGAACCCCGGGAUCAUGACCUGAGCUGAAGGCAGACGCCCAACGACUGAGCAACCCAGACGCCCCGGUUUAUCUGGUACUUUCCCUGCCCGGACCCAGGCUCUUUGAAAAGCUGCCAGAAAGCCCGUCUCUCCGCUUCCUGCCCUCAGGCGGAACCUUAGAGCUCUUCACCUGGGCGGCAGAACGGCGCAACGGACCAACCUUUUCCGGUUAUGGCCGGAAGUCCUCCGAAAGGGGCGGCUUUGUGUCAGGUGACCGGAGUCUGCGUAGGAGGGAUCGCCGGUCUUACCGGACAGCCUGAAGGGACGGAGUGGCAGGGCACCGGACGAACGGAUAAGCUGGGGUGGCUUCAGCGGCGUUAGCUGAACAGAGGCAGGUGGUUUGUUUGAACCUGGUUCCAGUGAGAUCCACACACUUUCAGUGGUUGGAUUUUCCUGGGGAGAAUCUUCAGUCAGAGUCUGACAGCCAAGGAUGGCGAGCAAGGGGCCCUCGACCUCUGCAUCCCCUGAGAACUCCAGUGCAGGGGGCCCCAGCGGUAGCAGCAAUGGUGCUGGCGAGAGUGGAGGGCAGGACAGCACCUUCGAGUGCAACAUCUGUCUGGACACAGCCAAGGACGCCGUCAUCAGCCUGUGUGGCCACCUCUUCUGUUGGCCGUGUUUACAUCAGUGGUUGGAGACCAGACCUAACAGACAAGUGUGUCCAGUUUGCAAAGCCGGCAUCAGCCGAGAUAAGGUCAUCCCGCUCUAUGGCAGGGGCAGCACUGGGCAGCAGGACCCCAGAGAGAAGACCCCUCCCCGUCCUCAAGGACAGAGGCCAGAGCCAGAGAACAGAGGGGGAUUUCAAGGAUUUGGAUUUGGAGAUGGUGGUUUCCAGAUGUCUUUUGGAAUUGGGGCAUUUCCUUUUGGGAUAUUUGCCACAGCAUUUAACAUAAAUGAUGGGCGGCCUCCUCCAGCUGUCCCUGGAACACCCCAGUACGUGGAUGAGCAGUUCCUGUCACGCCUCUUCCUGUUUGUGGCCCUAGUGAUCAUGUUCUGGCUCCUGAUUGCCUAAUGCUGGGCUCCCAGCCUACAUCCAUGGCAGGGCCUCUGGACUGGUGACAUGCCACACCCACUCUUGAUGUUUGACUUCCUGGCUAAUCCUGAUCCCUGGAAUCGGUGGAGUCGGUAACACAUCAAGGAGUUUUGCUUCUCCAUCAGAGCUUAAGGACUCAAGACCAGUUGUCAAGGACUUUGGAGUAUGGCCACUGCUGUAAACACCCUGCUAUAACCUCAGUCCUUGGCAUUGAGUCAUCUCUCAUGAGUUACACCAUGAAAUCCUGUUCCAGCCAGCUCAGCAGGUCCUGACUCUGCACAAGAAAGAGGCAGGAAGAGAGAAACUGUCAGUACAAUUUUACCUGAGUUUAAUAUAAAAACAAAGGGAUGAGCCAAAUAGAAACUUUCUUUCAUCUCUUUAAAUACCCUUUGGUGAGUGGCCUCCAAAAUCAGUGGACUCCUCAUAUAGAGAGGUUCCUCCCUCUGUAUCCCAGUGCUGCUCUGCCCUAUCUCCUCCUCCUCAGCAGAAAUGCAAGAAAUUGCUGUCCUUAUAAAGAUCAUAAUUGCAGCAGCUAAAGCGGGAGUCACUUCAUGAAUUCACCAGAGAUCCAAAGAUCUUUUAUUGGCUCUGGGACAUGCUCAGUCUCUUUGGCUCCAGAGAGUGGCUUGAAUGACCUCCUGGUUUCCUGGAGUAGAUUAUCCCCAGAGACAUGUGGCUUCAGUCACAGAUUUCCCAUCAUCUUUCCUCCCCAAAUAUGCGCAUCUGCCAGAGGACGCACAGUGGAGACUACUGCUGAAGCUGGAACUGACUACUCAUUAGGAAAGACCUGCCAGUGGGGCUCUGGUGGUAUUUGGAGCUCUGAUGCAAGAACAACUGAACAAGCAGCCCUGUCCCCAAGGCUACAAAAGCUCUGGGUGCAUCCUCUCAGACCCACCCAAUGGAAACUGGCUGCUUUGUCACGUCAGCUCAGCUGCAUGUUGAAGACCAUCUUCCCCAGAAGCCAAAUUGUCCUUUAUGAAGAGGCAGGAGUGGGGAGACCCACAUAUGACCCUGGUUUUGGUAUAGCUUGGGUGGAUACCCCUGAAAACUUGUAUCUAUGCUAAAACCAGAGAGAAGCAUGAAACUGCCCAGCAAGCAACUCUUGAUGAUUUUUAAAGCCAGGCAGCAGGGCCUAGAGACCCUCAUCAUGGUGAUAUGGUGUGGUCUUCCCCAGGAAAUUUCCAGGGGAAAUCAUCUUCCCAAGCCCUUGACUUGUUUUUCCACUUCACAGACUUUUUCCUCAGAAUCUGAUUAAGGGAGUGAUUCCAGGCAGCAGGACAGUUCACUUGUGGAAUGGUUCUCACUGUGCUGGUCAGGCCUCUUCCUAGAAAUCCAGCCCCUUCCAGCAGAUUCCAGGGAUCGAAGGAGAUGGACUUCCUCUGGGGGCCUCUCUGUCACUUUACCAGUCCACACUGCUCCUGGCUCACCCCCAGCCAUAGCCAACAAAUGGUAGAAAGCCCCACCUAGUGCUUUUUUCCAGAUGUGGCUCUGCAUAGCAUGUGGAAACCAAGACCUUGAGGAAGAUGAGGGAAGUCUUCCUCCUCUCCUCUCCACAGGCCCCACCUCUUCCCCUCUGUACCUGUCAAUGCCAGAGUUCAGUGUUUAAUCAAACAAAAUCUAAGUAUUGAAUAGGUGGUUUUGUUUGCCGAAUCCAUUUGGUAGGACUAAGCCACCAGCUUUACAGGUCCCGGAUGGAUUUUAAACAUUCUUGGGACACCCACUCAAGAGUGCUCUUUUUAUCACCUCCUGGAAGUCCCCAAAGUUGGGGAACUGGGGUGGGGGGGUGGGAGGUGUCUGAAUUCUCAACAUAAGUGAAUUGGUGGGAUCGCUCAGUGUAGUAGCCCCACCUAGUGGUGAGAGAGAGGACUUCAGUCAGAUGGGCCCAACAGAAAUGGGUUUCCAGAAGAAAGGUUAAAAAAGGGUUGUGGGAUAGGAAGACAAAUCACUUGGACUCUCUAACAAAGUAGUAAGCCUAGGAGAACUCCACCAGCAAGGGCAUCCCAGGAACCUGUAAGCAGAGCCAGGCUGGUCAUGUGCCCUUUGAUUUUGAACCUUCUAGGUCCCCACUGACCCUCUACUGGGAGCUGGGGCAGGAGAGCCAACUUGGGACUGCUGGCCCAGCCCCAACAGGAAACCCCCUUCCCACCACCCCUCUGCAGGUUCACCACCUUGCCCCUCUGCCAAGGUAGUUUUCCUUUCUUUUGUGUGUUGUCUGUGUUCUUGGCCUCCACCCCCUCCUGCCACCUUUGUGGAUUAGGACCAGGUCCCACCCACAGUCAGAAAAUGACACCAUGUACAGUGGCACACCUUGACCAGUCACUAAUUUUCACUGUUGUGAAAGUGAUUUGAUUUAGAAUUAAACAAAUGGUUUUACAUUAC
Zalophus californianus (California sea lion) is the source of this 3451-nucleotide messenger RNA. It is a transcript of the gene RNF185, whose product is annotated as ring finger protein 185. The transcript is spliced from 8 exons. Gene Ontology annotation, biological process: ubiquitin-dependent protein catabolic process. The record is from RefSeq and is a predicted model, not a curated record. NCBI's taxonomy places the organism in Eukaryota, Metazoa, Chordata, Mammalia, Carnivora, Otariidae. Gene Ontology annotation, cellular component: endoplasmic reticulum. Gene Ontology annotation, molecular function: ubiquitin-like protein conjugating enzyme binding; ubiquitin protein ligase activity; metal ion binding. The coding region runs from base 473 to 1051 and encodes 192 amino acids.